Telopea speciosissima is the source of this 2683-nucleotide messenger RNA. Its product is annotated as DEAD-box ATP-dependent RNA helicase 31-like. The transcript is spliced from 12 exons. Gene Ontology annotation, cellular component: chloroplast. Lineage: Eukaryota; Viridiplantae; Streptophyta; Magnoliopsida; Proteales; Proteaceae. Bases 82 to 2550 code for a protein of 822 amino acids. Gene Ontology annotation, molecular function: nucleic acid binding; RNA helicase activity; ATP binding. The record is from RefSeq and is a predicted model, not a curated record.
CAUCUUUUGGGCGAAUCAUCUAUCUCUGGAGUAGUGGAGUAAGGUUUUAUUCAUCUCCCUUUACUUUGUGCCGACUCUACUAUGCCUGGUCAGCUUCUUCCCCUUCGCCUGCUCAACGUUUCUGUCUCCACCCGCGGUUUCUCCUCCAUGAGACUCGAGCGCACAAGCCUUCAAUCGUGUCACGGAAUCUCCAUUCUCAGUCGAGCUUUCCCCUUCAGGUUGAAAUACGUUAUGCAGAGUGACCAGUUUAAAACUCGGAGGUUUUCAACCCGCUCGUUUAGUCCUCGGAAUGGUGGUAGUUCUUCUGCUCGUCGGCCUUCGGAUUUCUCGCGCAGUCGUGGCAUGGAGAGAGUGAAAUUUCAGGCUGGGAGUUUUGGCGGGAGAGGCGGGCAGGCAAAGAGUCUGGUUGAGGAUGAAGCCGAGCUUAGUGAUUGGAUCAGUGACUUGAAGACUGACUCUUUUCGUGUUCGGUUGAGCAGUGAGAGUGAUGAUGAUUCAGAUAUGGAUAUGGAUAGGAAUAGGGGUAGAGGUAGGGAUAAUGAUAGGGAUACGAGUAGGGGUAGGGAUUCAUUUUCUUCCACGAGAGGUGGGAGAGGCGGGAGAGGUGGAAGAGGUGGAGUUCAGUCUUCAAGGACGCGGAGAGAUUGUUUUUCGGAUGAUUUCGCUGCUAGGGAUCGGAGCAGUUCCCGUAGCCUGACGGGGUCUCGUUCCAAGAGACUAGUUAGUAGUGAAACAGAGGAAGAAGAGGACAAGCGUGACGGAUUUUCUUCGAGUAGGAGGGGCCGUGAAUUUCGAGGCACAGUUUCUUCUCAGGCGAAAAGAGGUGGAAGAGACUCUAAUUCGAACUUUGGAAAGGAACGCAGGGAUGCAAACUUGCAAAGAGGGGGAAGAGGUUCAAAGCAAUCUGUUAAAAUGUCGGAGGAUGAGGAUGAGGAUGAGGAUGAGGAUGAGGACGAGGACGAUGACCAUGAGAAGUUGAGAUACAGUAUUGGAGAUUUACUAAGUGGGGAGGAUAGUGAGGAAGAUGAUGAUAAAGACAUGUUAAAGAGUGCAAAAUCACUGCCUGGAUCAGCCAAAGAAGUUAAUGUGCAGCCAGUGCCUCGGAGUACAACUGGGAAAACUGACUCUCACCUGAGUCAGACUAGAUUUGAUCAGUGUUCCCUCUCCCCCAUGUCAUUAAAAGGAAUAAAGGAUGCAGGAUAUGAGCGAAUGACUAUGGUGCAGGAGGCAACUCUCCCUGUCAUUCUGAAAGGCAAGGAUGUUCUGGCCAAGGCAAAGACAGGCACUGGCAAAACUGUAGCAUUUCUGCUCCCUGCAAUCGAAGUUGUUGUAAAAUCACCUCCUGUUGAUCAUGAUCAAAAGAGACCCCCAAUUCUUGUGCUUGUUAUGUGUCCGACUCGAGAGCUUGCAAGUCAAGCUGCUGUAGAGGCUAAGACCCUGUUGAAGUAUCACCCUUCUAUUGGUGUACAGGUUGUAAUUGGAGGUACACGGCUUGCUCUAGAACAGAAACGCAUGCAAGCAAACCUUUGUCAGAUUCUAGUAGCCACUCCUGGAAGGCUAAAAGAUCAUGUUGAGAAUACUGCUGGAUUUGCAACUCGGCUGAUGGGAGUUAAAGUACUCAUCCUUGAUGAAGCUGACCAUCUAUUGGAUAUGGGAUUUCGAAAAGACAUUGAGAGAAUAAUUGGUGCUGUUCCAAAGCAACGCCAAACACUUCUAUUUUCAGCUACUGUCCCUGAAGAGGUCCGUCAAAUCUGUCAUAUUGCAUUGAAAAGAGACCACGAGUUUAUUAGCACAGUGGAAGAGGGUAGUGAAGAGACACACUCACAGGUGAGACAAAUGCGUCUAAUUGCUUCCCUAGACAAACAGUUCUCUCUACUAUAUCUUCUUCUCAAAGAUCAUAUUGCCGAGGAUGUUGAGUAUAAGGUUCUAGUGUUCUGCACAACUGCAAUGGUCACCAGACUUGUCGCCAACCUUCUUUCUGAAUUGAACUUGAAUGUACGGGAGAUCCACUCAAGAAAGCCGCAGAGUUAUAGAACCAGGAUUUCUGAUGAAUUUCGGAAGUCGAAUGGUCUUAUUCUUGUGACCUCUGAUGUAUCUGCACGUGGAGUUGAUUAUCCAGAUGUUACACUCGUUGUACAGCUCGGCUUGCCAUCUGAUAGAGAACAGUAUAUUCAUAGACUGGGAAGAACUGGACGGAGAGGGAAAGAAGGGAAGGGCAUAUUGUUGCUGGCACCUUGGGAAGAUUUCUUCUUAUCUAGUGUUAAGGAUUUGCCAAUAGAAAAGGCGUCAGCACCUUCAAUUGACCCAGACACAAUGAAGAAAGUUGAAAGGGCUCUAUCUCAGGUAGAGAUGAAGAACAAAGAAGCAGCAUACCAAGCAUGGCUUGGCUACUACAAUUCUAACAAGACUCUGGGGCGGGACAAGUGCCACCUUGUGGAGCUUGCUAAUGAGUUCAGCAGGAGUAUGGGGCUUGACAACCCUCCCGCUAUACCAAAAAUGAUCCUUGGAAAAAUGGGUCUCAGAAAUGUCCCUGGUCUUCGCUCUAAAUAGCAUUGAUUGAUCGAAAACCAGGUUUGGGGACUCAAGACACCCUUUCUGAGAAAAUUAUGACUCGGGAGAGUUACUAGCAAGGUAAUCCGAGUCAAGGUUAAGUUAAUAUAUAUGUUAAAUUUCGCUAGUAGGG